This is a messenger RNA of Toxotes jaculatrix (banded archerfish), 3710 nucleotides long. It is a transcript of the gene ablim3, whose product is annotated as actin binding LIM protein family, member 3. Gene Ontology annotation, biological process: lamellipodium assembly; cilium assembly; cytoskeleton organization. Bases 421 to 2493 code for a protein of 690 amino acids. The transcript has 23 exons. The record is from RefSeq and is a predicted model, not a curated record. Lineage: Eukaryota; Metazoa; Chordata; Actinopteri; Toxotidae. Gene Ontology annotation, cellular component: stress fiber; actin cytoskeleton. Gene Ontology annotation, molecular function: actin filament binding.
GGAGCUGGACUCAACCGGGAGCGAAAAUGUGAAGGUGGAAUCCGACUGAGCAGCAUCGUGUUGUAACUGGCGUCUGUUUCCUUCAACAAAACACAGCCGACGUUCCCACACAACAGCAACAACACCAGGAGCUUUUAUUUGGAUUUUUUUUUUUUAAUAAUCACUGGAAAUACUCUCGCUUUGUUUUUCUCUUCUUAUAGAUUUUUAUCCUCUGUUUCUGACUGUGUGCACCUUUCCCACAAAUUGACUGGGAGCAGUGUUGGCGGAGAGUGAGGAGCAUCAUUUACGUUUACAGGGAUAUUUAUUUUACAAUUGCACAAUUUUGCAAGGGGCAAAGUGCUCCGCGAAGAUUUCCUCUUGCUUUAUGGGAUUAUUUUCAACGAAGCCGCUUUGUCUGAGAUAAGAACACAUUGGGACAUCAUGAGUUCCAGUGGCUCGACAGGCGGUGACCGGAGCACUGGACUGAUCCGGUGCCAGCGGUGUCGGGAAGUCUGCAAAGGAGAGGUGGUACGAGUACAAGAUACCCACUUUCACGUCAAGUGUUUCACCUGCACCGUGUGUAACUGUGAUCUUGCACGAUCUGGCUUCUUCCAGAAGAAGGGCGAGUACAUCUGCACAGCAGACUAUCAGCGUCUUUAUGGUACACGCUGCGACCGCUGUGACACCUUCAUCACAGGAGAGGUGGUCUCCGCUCUGGGACGCACUUACCACCCCAAGUGCUUUGUCUGCAGUGUUUGCAGUAAACCCUUCCCCAUCGGAGACAGAGUGACGUUCAGUGGAAAGGACUGCGUGUGCCAGCAGUGCUCGCACACACUCGUCAAGUCAAAUGAACCGAUCAAGAUCCACGGGCCCAGCCACUGCGCUGGAUGCGGAGCCGAGAUCAAGCAGGGCCAGUCUUUGCUGGCGUUGGAGAAACAGUGGCACGUCAGCUGCUUCAGAUGUCGGACCUGCAACAUGGUCCUCACUGGAGAAUACAUCAGCAAGGAUGGAGUGCCAUACUGUGAGGCAGAUUACCACGCCCAGUACGGGGUGAAAUGUGAGACCUGCAGCAGAUACAUCAGUGGAAGGGUUCUGGAGGCGGGAGGGAAACACUACCAUCCGACCUGCGCACGCUGUGCCCGCUGUAACAUGAUGUUCAAAGAGGGAGAGGAGAUGUACCUGACAGGAUGCGAGGUGUGGCACCCAUUAUGCAAGCAGGCAGCGAGGGCAGAGAGGAGGCUCAGGCACAGACGCCUGUCAGAGGCCUCCAUCUCUCCACCAGGCUCCUCGAUAGGCUCCCCCAGCAGGGUUAUAUGUGCCAGAGUGGAGAAUGAGAUCCUAGAUUAUAAGGACCUAGCUGCCCUGCCAAAGGUCAAGGCCAUAUAUGAGGUCCAACAGCCAGACCUCAUAUCCUCCUCAUACCAGCCCUACCACAGAUACACCUCUGAUGACAGGCUAGACACUUACAGCUAUGGGGAGUCACUUGGGACGCUCUCUCCCUAUUCUCAGGACUAUGACAGCCUGGACAUGAAGCAGAGGCGGUGCUCCAGUCCUGGUUAUAUAGACUCGCCGACAUAUAGUCGUCAAGGCAUGUCACCAAUCAUGCCCCGCUCUCCGCAGCACUAUGGAUACCCUGGCUCUGAGAGUGGCAGGAGUUCCCCUUAUUACGGCCAAGAGGGGCGGUCAAGCACACCCACCACAAACCAGCCCCCUAAACAUUUUCAUGUACCAGCCACAGGGGACCCCAACAUCUACAGGAAGCCUCCCAUCUAUAAGAGAACUGACAAUCACGUGGAUGCAGCCACCAAAAGCAGGACCAGUGAGGACAUCCUCAGAUCCUCAAGACUGUCCACCUACUCCCCUGAGCCAUACACCCAGUCAGAGUCUGACUACUACCCAUACACCAGCUCCCCCAAAGCCUAUCGGGCACCGAGAAGACGCUUCUCGACAGGAGGAGAUGAAGAGACUUGGAGUCACAGUCUUCAAAGAAUUGGGAGUGGCAUCGGGAGGAUGAUCCUAAAGGAGGAGAUGAAAGCUAGAUCUGGUUCCUAUGACAACGACCCCUGGGGCAGUGCGAGGAAUUCUCGUAGUGGGAGCAAGGAAACACUCAACACUACAGGCUAUGGCACCACGGCGUACAACAACACCAUCAACGGCUCUUCUCGAUCUCAGUACAGCACUGAUAGUGAUUUCGUUUGUAAGUCCGCCUCACUACCAGGAUAUGGACGCAACGGCAUCCAGAGGCCUCAGAGUGCAGACUGCUACCAGUACCAAUACGACAGUGGCAGCGAGGUGAACUGGGGAAGCAGAGAGUACAAGAUUUACCCUUACGAAGCACUCAUUGUCACCACCAGAGGGCGCAACAGGCUGCCCAAAGAUGUAGACAGAGCCAGACUGGAGCGUCACCUGUCCCCAGAGGAGUUUGUCCAAGUCUUUGGUAUGACAGUGGAGGAUUUUGACCGGCUGGCUCUGUGGAAGAGGAAUGAGCUAAAGAAACAGGCCCGACUCUUUUAGUAAUGAAUGGAUAUCCUCCAAAUACUGCCAUAAGCAGAGCCGGAGACUUGACUGUAGGAAGGAAGGAGAGAGGUAGGAAGACUUCUACUCAGUUUCACUGCCAUGGCUGAGAACCUGUUCUAGAUCUCCUCAUACAGCGAACCAAAUUCUGGUCACACCAGCGUGGACUUCUGGGAUGCUGAGGGACACGCCGCAGAGACAUUAUGCACAGAUGGACUGACAAACUGUUACGUGGUUGCCAGUGCAACUGUGGCUGUGUGCUGGAGUGGAGUGUAUGCAAUAGAGACUGUAGUAGAGUAAGUGUUGUGCUUUUCUUAAGCCUGAAGGAUGGAGGAGGACAUGACUGUGCCCCUAUAAGGCCACACGAGGGGAUGUCUGUGACCAGAGCCGCAGUACUAAAACAUAUUGAGGAGAAUUUUGGCUUUGCCUUAUUUGUUAUGCUCUCUUAGUUAUGAGUGUGCAGCACCAGCAAUCUGAAUGAGUAGAAUGUAGAUACAGUAUAUCAUUUAUGACACUUUAUCAGUGCGAAUGAUUAGAUGAGAAGAAUGAGUGUGUGAGCAUACAGCAUCACUUUGCUUUGGUUUAUAAGGAUGCAUUCUGUUUACCUACUCCCCCCCCCCCCCCCCCCCUUUUUUUUUUUUGCCCUUUCACAUGAAAUACUGUGUCCCUCUGGUUUACACUAAUUGAUACAGAAACAAACACGAAGCAAUCUGAGGUGAACACAGCUUUGUUUUUGUUUUUUUCUUUUUUUUUUUUUUACAAAUGUAUGUGCGACCUGCAUCGAUUUGUGUGAAAAUGAAAACCAAAGUGAGAAUGCAAAUUUACAGAUUAGCAGAUCACUUCCAUGUAAAGUUCUGGUUAAAUAGUUAAGGGUCAUCAAUAGAUGCAGUUCACUGUGCAGCUGUAUGGUAACCUAAAAGAAUGUGCAAUCCAGUAGAUUUAAUAGAUAAAGGAAACACCAAUUCUGUCCUCCUGCUCCACAUUUUCCAGCUCAUUGCAAUACAGCGAUGACUACAUGUUUUAGGAUGAGGACUAAAGUCAUCCAUACAUAUACAUUCACUAUUAUUUCUAUUCUUUUAGAAUGAUAUUCCAAUAAUUUUGUAGCUACAGAGAUUAUAUUCACUCACAAUGAAACACUCUGCAAGGUAUUUAACACACUGACAAAGAUCCAGGGUUGUUGAAGACUUUACUUCCUUUGAAUACUGUUAUUUUUGAUU